AUGAAAAGGGCUCUUCAUACACUCACCAUGUCCACCACUACUGCCCGAUCUGCUUCGCAGCCGCAAUGGAGACAGCCUGCCAAAACGGCUUCGGUUCCAUUGAUGAUUUACAAUUCCUUAACUAGAACAAAAACUGAAUUCAAUACAUUGGUUCCCAAUCAUGUCACCUGGUACUGUUGUGGACCAACCGUGUAUGAUCACUCUCAUAUGGGUCAUGCUAGAAAUUAUGUUUCUACAGACAUCAGCAGAAGAAUCCUCCAGGAUUAUUUUGGCUACAACGUUACAUUUGUUCAAAACGUUACCGACAUCGACGACAAGAUCAUCGUCGCUGCUCGCCAAGAAUACCUUUUCGAGCAAAAACUCGCCAAUGUUCAUGAUUCGGUAACUGAACCAUUGCUCAAACAAGGUCGUGAAUUUUUGGCUUAUUACAUUAACAAAAAUUUGUCUGAUUUCAACCAGAAUAUAGAGAAAGACCUCGUCGCGUGGACACAGUCUCUCGACAUAACCGCAUUAGCUGUGUCCUCCCCCAAACUCCCAAUGCAUGUCAAAGCGGCUACUGCUGCCCACAAGGUGCUUUACGACUCGGCAGCUUUGAACACUCCAUUGCCUACAUUUCUUGAAUCCAUUAGAGACGUCGCCAUGCCUGCCCUCGAUAAAGAGUACGGCUCCACCGUUAAUGAUCCUUCAAUCUUCAAAAAGUUGCCUUCGUACUGGGAGGGAAAGUUUAACGAAGACAUGGCUCGCUUGAAUGUCUUGCCUCCAACAUACACCACUAGAGUGUCGGAGUAUAUUCCCGAAAUCAUGGCUUUUGUCGAGAAGAUUAUCAGCAAUGGUUUUGCCUACCCUACAAAGGAUGGAUCAGUUUACUUUGAUACUGCCAAGUUCGAGAACGACCCGAAACACGACUACGCAAAGUUGCAACCCUGGAACAAAGGUGAUAUGUCCUUAAUCAACGACGGAGAAGGCUCUCUUAGUCUCGGACAAGAAUCCAAGAAAAACCCAGCAGACUUUGCACUCUGGAAGGCUUCUAAGCCAGGAGAGCCUGCGUGGGACUCCAAAUGGGGUCCUGGUAGACCAGGAUGGCACAUUGAAUGCUCCGUCAUGGCAUCUGAUAUUACUGGGGAGACCAUGGAUAUCCACUCGGGAGGUAUCGAUUUGUGUUUCCCCCAUCACGAUAAUGAACUAGCCCAGUCAGAAGCCUACUUCAAUAACGAGCAAUGGGUCAAUUACUUUAUGCAUAAUGGUCACUUACACAUCCAGGGCCAGAAAAUGUCGAAAUCUCUCAAGAAUUUCAUCACUAUAGAGCAGGCACUCAAUGACUUUACAUCGAGACAAAUGCGGUUGGUGUUUGCCAUGAGUGCUUGGGACAGACCACUUGAUUUCAAGGACAGCUUAAUCAAGGAGAUCAAAGCAUACGAAUCUACCAUGUCCAAAUUUUUCACCAAUGUUCGUGCCUUUUAUCGCGACCAUAGAGACUUGAUUUCCAAUGGAGAACUUCCUCCAACAAAGCUUGGUGAAGAAGAAAAACAACUUCACAAGGACCUCAAAAAGGCACAAGAUGACGUCCACAAUGCAUUCUGCGAUAAUUUAUCGUCGCAUGUUGCCUUGAGAGUACUUCUGGAUCUCGUAUCUAAAACUAAUAAUUACAUCCAACUGAGAUCUGCUGAUGCAUCGAAAUUGAGAAUCGAAAGCUUGCUUGCGGUUACUAACUGGACAGUUCGUAUUUUGAGCAUUCUUGGUUUCAAAACAAGACCCGAUGGACUUGGCUGGUCUGAUGAUUCUUCUGAAACCUCCUCUGGUGCUGGAUCAGUGGAAGAGUUGGCAAUGCCCUAUGUUAAAGCGUUGUCUCAGUUCCGUGAUUCAGUCCGCACUUUGGCAAUUGAUAAGGCCAGUGCCGAUCGUAUACUCAGCGAGUGUGACGGUGUUAGAGGCAAACUUAUCAAUUUGGGAGUGUCGUUGGACGAUCGGCCAAAUGGUGGUGCACUCGUAAAGUUCUUGAACAAUGAGGAAAAGGAGGAAUUGAUCAAACAGCAAGAACAAAAAGAAGAAGCCGCUAGACAAAAAGAGCUCAAGAAGCAGCAACAGGCUGCUGCCAAUGCCAAAAAGGAAGAAGAACGCAAACAAAAAAUGAAAAUCAAUCCUGCGGAAAUGUUCAAGGACAGUGCCUAUCUGGAAUGGGACGAAGCAGGCUUGCCUACCAAAGACGCUCAAGGCGAAGAGGUGUCAAAAAGCAUGAGAAAGAAAUUGGCAAAGCAGCAGCAGGCACAGCAGAAAUUGUAUGACGAGUACCUUCAGCAAAAGGACAACUGA
Molecule: messenger RNA, 2310 nt
Organism: Meyerozyma guilliermondii ATCC 6260
Lineage: Eukaryota; Fungi; Ascomycota; Pichiomycetes; Serinales; Debaryomycetaceae
Product: cysteine--tRNA ligase
Exons: 1
Coding region: 1-2310 (769 amino acids)
Biological process (GO): cysteinyl-tRNA aminoacylation
Cellular component (GO): cytoplasm
Molecular function (GO): ATP binding; cysteine-tRNA ligase activity
Source: RefSeq, a predicted model, not a curated record